This is a messenger RNA of Trifolium pratense (red clover), 2574 nucleotides long. RefSeq lists its product as uncharacterized. Lineage: Eukaryota; Viridiplantae; Streptophyta; Magnoliopsida; Fabales; Fabaceae. The transcript has 11 exons. Gene Ontology annotation, cellular component: chloroplast membrane. The record is from RefSeq and is a predicted model, not a curated record. Bases 1638 to 2348 code for a protein of 236 amino acids.
UUUUUUUUCAUUUGAGAAGUUUCUUUCUCUCUCUUCUCUCUUUCUCAUACGCGCUCUCUCUCUCUUUUCUCACCAUCUAAUGUUGUUCAUGAUGAACAACAAGAACACCAUGCAUGUUCAUCCCCAUACCCAGAUUCCGGCGAGCAACCACCGUCGCCGGAAAGUCCAAUCACUUCCAUCUCUUUUUUCCCUCAACCGUUCUUAAUAUCUCCCUGCCCUCACCAUCUCGUCCUUCACCACCGCAUCCACCACAACCUCCACCGCCACCUACAAAUCAAUCUCCGAAUCAGAACGUCCUAUCCGCUUCCGGUGAUGCCGCCGUCAUCAGAAUCACGUUAUUCUUCCUCUCAGUUUUUGCAGGACUAUUAGGAGGCCAGUUUUACUGUGGAAAAUGCAGGAUGCCAAGAACUGCUAUACUUAGGUUUUUAGAAAGAACUGCACAAGACUUGCUUCAUGCAGCAUUUUGCAGAUAAAGGAUGGAUUUUGAUUUAGCUUGAAGGUUUUGAUCAUCUGUUAUAAGAGGUAGUUUCUCUUCUUGCAUCUUUUACAUUAUGAUCUUUUUUUUUUAUUUGCGAAUUUAAUUAGCAUUUAGCACAUGUAUUAUAUGUUCUUAAUGUUCCUGAGUUUUCAUCUAUUUGAUGUGAAUUGCAAUCAAUUAUAGUUAUAUCGAGACAAUUGAUACAUAGGAAUUACCUAAAACACAUAUCCAACACAUAACAAUUCUAAGAGAAAAAGUCUAGGAUUAAAAAAAAAAGCACUAAGCAGCCAUAGAAACUGAAGCUAUGCAGAUAAAUUUGGAACCCAUGUUGGUGAAUCAUAAUUGCUACUUUUAGGGGAGGGGGAUAGAUAUUUAUGGUUACUACUAUUUUAUAGGGAUGGCUACAUUAUCAUGGCUACUUUUUAGGAAGUAUUGAUCAUCCAAUCCUAUAUUUUUGCAUAACUCCUUCACUAAUCCACACAUAUUUUCUCAUUGAUCGAAUACACCACUUUUCUAAUUUUCUUUUCUAUAUGCGUUUUGUAUAUCCUAUCUCAAAACUAUCUUCUUCUAACCCUUCAUUUUCCAUAUGGCAUGCUCUCUUAUGAUUUUGAAUGCUUUAAUAUACAAUACUUAAUUGGUUCACCUAUUCAAAGAAUUAAAUCUUUGCUAUGUUAUGACACUACUCAUGUUCUCAAUUUGUGAAUAUUCAUCUCUCUAAUUGGCUUUUUGUGUGGUUUUUUGCAGGAUCUAUGAAAGAGGUAGGUCAGUUUCAAUUUUUGGGUUCUCAAUCUUAGGUUUGGUUAUAUUUUUCUGUUUCUUUGCUGGUUUUUCUUCUAUUUUUCCUGUAUCAUUCUUGCUGAUAUGUUAUCUUCUUUUCAAUUUUUCACUAUUUUCGGUUUCCCAUUCAUGAAAAGUAAAUAUCUUGAUUUUAAUUUGAUUGUACUCAUGAUUUGUGGACUAUGAAGCUGAAAUUUUAAUUGUUGUACUCAUGCUGGCUAGAUAUUGUGGUAGUUUUUCUCUUAAGUGACAUGGGAGACAUGAUGGGUUGGCUUUUCUGAGUUAAAUUGUGUUCUGGGUCAAUUUAAAGUUUAUAGCAUAGAGGUUUGCUUACAGCAUAGGGUAUAGUGCUUUACUGAAUUGCUUAUUCAUUAUUUUUUUAAUGUUAUGUAUUAUCAGUGCUUCUGCAUCUGCAGCUGGAAAUUCUAAUCCUAACGGCGACUUCAAUCCUUAUGAGACUCUCUGUGUAAGCCCUAUCGAGAAGUUCGACACGAUCAAAACAACAUAUACUAAGAAAAAGAAGGAAGCUGAUAUUAAGGGUGAUGAAGAAACUGCUUCCAAAAUUCAGCAAGAAAAGGAAUAUGACAAACUUUUGAUGGCGGAAUUGAGUAAUCGGAAAAGGGGUGUCACUUCUGGAUCAUUUAAGGUUUCAAACGAGAUAAAGUAUGCCGACAAGCAGCCAAUUAUACCUUGGGGACCAAGGUCUGCUAAAUCAAGUGAAAAUGAUGUGCGCAUCAACUUGGCAAUAGCUGCUGCUUUUACAGCUUGGAUCGUGGUCACCCGUAGUGCUGAUUAUAAACCUUUGCAGUUUUCAGCCUUUGCUUUUGUAUAUAGGCUUUUUGUGAAGUUAAAAUCCUUUGAAUCUCCUAAAACCUCCACAGUUAAUGCAGAUGGUGAAGAUCCAGGAGAAGCACUGCACAUGGGAAAGAGACUACUCCGAUGUUUAGCUGUUUCAUCCUUGGCUUACACUUUUGGUUUGAACAUAAUUGAGUUUGCAAUUGGUUAUAUCCCAUAUCUUCUUUACAACAGUCAGGAGCGAAACUGCGGAUUGAGGAAUCAAGGCCCAGAGACAAAGAGAGAGCAACUCUUCUAGAAUUUAUAGGUGCUUUCGUAUGCUUUGAGUCUGUAUUAGGUGGUAGUUUAAUUAGUGUAAACGAGAAUGUUAGCAAGUGAAGUUGUGGCUUUGAAGAGAUAUUAGUAGUUUAUUUAGAAGGAGCUUUAUCUUUGCAUAAGGAUUGACUAUUGAAACCGAUUUUCAUAAUGAGUCUGAUGUGUGGAUAUAAAUAGUGGAUCAUAUAAGUAAAGAUUCAUUUUUUAAA